Gopherus flavomarginatus (Mexican gopher tortoise) is the source of this 1080-nucleotide messenger RNA. Its product is annotated as olfactory receptor 10A4-like. The record is from RefSeq and is a predicted model, not a curated record. Gene Ontology annotation, biological process: G protein-coupled receptor signaling pathway. NCBI's taxonomy places the organism in Eukaryota, Metazoa, Chordata, Testudines, Testudinidae. The transcript has a single exon. Gene Ontology annotation, molecular function: olfactory receptor activity; G protein-coupled receptor activity. Gene Ontology annotation, cellular component: membrane.
AUGUGAUCUCAUCAGGACAGAGAUAUGGAGGGAAACUUAAGUACAGUGACUGAGUUUAUCUUUCUGGGCUUCUCGGACCUCCAGCAUCUGCAGCUCGUUCUCUUUAUCCUGGUCUUACUCAUCUACCUCAUCAUCCUGAUAGCAAAUAGCCUCAUUGUUGCUGUCACAGUGACUGACCUGAUGCUCCAAAGCCCCAUGUAUUUCUUCCUCAGGAACUUGUCAGUCCUGGAGAUCUGCUACACCUCGGUCAUCAUCCCCAAGUCCUUGUCCAACCUCCUGUCAGAGCGUCAGACCAUCUCCUUCCUUGGCUGUGCAACCCAGAUGUAUUUCUUCCUCCUCUUUGGCAUCUCGGAGUGCUGCCUGCUGGCUGUAAUGUCCUACGACCGAUAUGUCGCCAUAUGCAACCCCAUGCGUUACUCCCUCAUCAUGAGCAGAAAAGUCACCGUUAGAUUGGCAUCUGUGGUGUGGAUUGCAGGCAAUGUGGUGGCAUUUGAGCAAACGGUCACUAUAUUCAUGUUAUCUUUCCAUGGGUCAAAUAAAAUCGAGCACUUUUUUUGCGAUGUUAUUCCAGUGCUUAAGCUGGCAAGUACAGACACGUCCCUGAAUGAUGUUAUCAACACCGUGCUCACUGUAGUGUUCAUAAUAUUCCCCUUUGUCCUGAUCAUCACCUCCUACAUCUGCAUCCUCUCCAACAUCCUGAAAAUGCGCUCAGCUGAGGGGAGACACAAAGCUUUCUCCACCUGCUCCUCGCAUCUCAUCACAAUCACCAUGUUCUUUGGCAGCUGCUUUAUCACCUACAUGAGGCCCGGUUCCAGUGGUUCUGUGGACACCAACCGAGCAAUCUCCUUGCUCUACACGGUCAUUACUCCAAUGUUCAACCCAAUCAUAUACAGUCUGAGGAACAAAGAAGUCAAGGAGGCUCUGAGGAAACUCUUGGGCAGCAGUAGGACUUCUUAGUUCUCACAAAAUAAAGUUAUUUAUCUCCCCUAACCUCUGCACUGUGCCCCCUUCAUCUCUAAUGCCUGCUCCGCCUCCUGCAUUCCUAAUCUCUACACCCCCUUCACUACCAAUCCCUGCCCC